AAAAAAAUUAAAAAACUAUUUUAAUUUAAAGAACUAGAUUAAAAAAACUGUGUGACAACAUUUACAAAUGAAAUAUCCAAAGAUUUUACCUCAGUUAUAAAGUGAAGAAGAGCAUAAAAGCCAAAAAAAAACUUAAUGUAAAAAAUUUCUAACAUUUCUGAAUAACUGAAUAAACACAUUUAUACGAGUUAUUACGCAAAGAUAUUUAAACGUGACAAACUUUGAAAAAAAACAAAAAAUAAAAAACAUAUUUUUUUACUAAAGAAAUUUAAAUGUGAUUAACUUAAAAAAAAACAGUAUAAAAAUAUAACUGUAGUGAACUAGAAAGCAGUUCUCUGAUAUGUGCUAAGUUUUGCCACGCCGCCGCAACCAAUUUGUGCAAUAACGGUAUAACUACAUCUCAGCCCACUACAACUUGCUAGCUGUCAGACAGUCAGUAUAAACAGCAAAGAUUUUGCCUUCAUUUGCACAACUAAAAAUGCUCAAUAUGGAGUCACCACAGAUGUACGACACCGUGCAGACGCUCUCCCAGCUGGACCUCAAAAAGCAGCCACCGCCUCAGCAGGCGAUCAUCGGCCAGAUUACGCUGACCGCCAUGUCCAGUGGGCAGCAACAGCAACAACAACAAUGCGAACAAUAUUAACAGCAACAACCCAAACAGCAAUCUCAACAACAGCACGGCACAGAUGCCAACAACAACAACAGCAAUAAUGUGGGUAAUUUGGCAGCUGCCGCGGCUGUUGCUGCACAACAACAACAAAACGCUGGACUGGUGGUUAAACAACACGCGGUGCAUCAAAUGCAGCAUGCCGCCGCCGCGCUCAACAACAACAACAAUGCCUCCGCCAUUAAUGCGAAUGUGAAUAAUGUGAAUAAUUUGCUGCAAAAGCAAAUGCUACAACAAUACACGCAAUCCGAUUUGGAUGAAUUGACCGCGCAGGAAAUCACUUUGGAUCUGCAACACCUGAUCGACGAUCAGUUUCGCGAGCAGGAGGGUUUGGGCAUCUUCAGCGAUAUGGUCACCAGUCCGGGUGGUUUGUCGGCCACGCUGCCGCCCAACGGCAUGGUUAGCGCAGCGGCAAAGGUGCUGCAACAACAUCAACUGCAACAACAAACGUUACGCACACAACAACACAAUUAUGGACGCAGCGCACUCGCCUACAUGCCGCAAGCGGUGCAUUCGGGCGCAGCAUAUAGCAACAAUUCGAGCGAUGAGAACUCCUCGGUCGGUUCUGACUCGUCCACCAUCAAAGAGGAACCCAUCGAUCCGGAAUAUCGUCGACACCUACAAGAGACCAAUGCGAAUAAUGCAGCAGCUGCCGCUUUCAUAACAAACAGCGGCGCCAAUGGGCUCUACAAUCCGUAUCAGACAGCGUCGAAUAAUGGCCAGGUGGGCAAUAACGGUGGCAUGAGCAAUGGCGUCGGCGGCGCAGCGCCCAAUUUCACCAAUCUCACCUCAGCCAAUGUGUUGGCGCAUCACUCCGUGAACUUACCGCAUUUGGCUGCCGGCGCACACCUACUCAAACACCACAACAAACAGCUGCACCAUCAACGCAAAUCGUCGCUAAAACAUGUCGAUAAGGGCAGCGAAGAGUAUCGGCGCCGUCGCGAACGCAACAACAUAGCGGUGCGAAAGUCGCGCGAGAAGGCGAAGGUGCGCUCACGCGAAGUGGAGGAGCGCGUCAAAACGCUGCUCAAGGAGAAAGAGGCGCUGCUGCGUCAACUGCAGGAGAUGACCAACGAAAUUCAGUUACACAAACAGAUCUACAUGCAGCUGAUGAAUCAUGCGAAUCCGGAAGUGAGUCGCGUGUGCCGCAGUUUCCUCAACACCAACGAUCAUGGGCUUUAGAAGCGUCAGCAGGACAACGGCAAGCGCAGUGCUUGCAGCCAACAGCUGGUGUUUCGUGUCGAGUCGUGCGGCGUACGUGCGUUUGCGUGCGUGAUCUACGUUUUUGAUAUACAUAUAUACAUAUGUAUGAAAAUAAGUGUGUGGUGUGUGUGUGUGUGUGGAAGUAGCUUAUAUGCGUAUUUGUAUGUGUGUUUGUGCGUGUAUUAGUUAAAUUUUCGAGCAGCAGUUCUUAUCGCUGUGUGCUUAUGAAACAUUAAAUAAAUUAUAGUAAGCUCUAAGUUUUUAUACAAGCUCUGCAAAGUGUAUGUAAAUUGUAAUGUAAAAUGUAAAUAGUUUAAAGCGAGAGUCGAAAUAGAGGCAUUCCUCGAAAACCUGAAUAUAUAAUAUUUGUAUUUGUAUUUAUAACUUAUAUGUGUAAAGCAAUACUUUUUUAAUAUUUUAAUAUAACUUAUUUGUUAAAAAACAAAAUUUUUUAAAAUAAUUUUUUAAAUUAAUUUCUAAGCAGGCGAAAUUAUUCAAGUUAUUCAAAAGAUUUCAGCAGCAGUAACAACUUAAGAGAGAGAGAGAGUUCAUAGUUAACAAGCUUUUUACAAAAUAUUUAAAAAAUCCAGGAAAAAAAGGAAAUAGACUCUUUUUAAAUUUUUAUCCAAAUUCCAAUGGUUUUUCCUUAUAGCCGUUUUUCCAAUUUAUAGCCAUUGCCCUAAACGAAUUUUUUGAUAUUAAAAUUAUUUUCGAAGUUUUAACGUUUUUCAAAAAUAGUUUUCGAAGUUAUAGCCGUUUUGGAAUUAUUUUCUAACAGAAUUUUACAAAAUUCAAAUUGGACUUUUCGAAAUUCAAACUGUUUUCGAAGUCAUAGCCGUCUCCCUGAAAGGACUUUUCGAAAUUUAAACUGUUUUCGAAGUCAAAGCCGUCACCCUAAAAGGAUUUUUAAAAAUUUCCAUUAUUUUUUUUAUUUCAAUUUUUUUUCGAAGUUCUAACCGUCCCCCAAAAAGAUUUUUCAAAAUUCCAAUUGUUUUCGAAGUUAAAGCCGUAUCCCCAAAGAGAUUUUUCAAACUUCAAAUUGUUUAUGAAGUCAUAGCCGUCUGCUUAAAAGGAUUUUUCGAAAUUCAAAUCAUUUUCAAAGUUACUCCGUGGCAAAUCGGUCGGCUUGAUCUUAACUAACAAAGUUUUUGGAAUUUUCUCGAAACUACUUUUUUCGAUGCGAUACCACAAGUUUCAAUCAGUCGGUUUCCAUGAAAUUUGGCAUUAAUAUAUUUUAAAUACCCCGCUAUCGUUUGAACCAAUAAAAAUGGAAGAUUUCUUAUUAUUAAUAUUUAUUAAGAUCGAAUAAAUAAAAAAUGCAAAAAAAGUUAAAAAAUUGGUGAAGCAAUCGAACUUUAUUUUUGAGUAGCAAACUUCGUUGAAAAAUCGGGUCUCUAGACAAGAGCACAACCUUAAAUCACUGCACACUAUUAGCUAUAUAUGAUGAGGGUCUCCAAACGGGUCACCAAAAACUUUAUUUUAAAAAAUAAACUGUUCUGAAAUCUUCGGUAAUUACCAAUAAAUAAAUUUGUAUUUAAAAAAUCCAUUUAGCUUAAAACGUCUGUGAAAAAACUGUCUUGAAAUCUUGAAAUGUCUGAAAACAUUUACAGUAGAUGAGAGUAUCGAAAUGGCGAUAAAAUUUUCAUCAAAAACUUAUUUCAUGAAAAAUAAAAAAAAGUAUAUAAAUCAUGAAACCAAGACGAUUAUGCUAUAUUACUUGCUGGUUCAAAAUUACAAGAACACAUGAUAACGGUAAAAAGAAACAGCUUAGUCCAAAACUACAACAACAACAGUCAGAAAGUAGCGUACGCAGUCCAAAAACAUCGCAAAACUGCAAAACUAUGCGCUCAGCUCUCAAAUAUGCAUUUCUUUUAAGCUUAUGUGAAAUUCAAAUAAAAAGAUAUAAGAAAAAAAAUUAAAAAAAAAAUUAAAAUAUUUAAAUAAAAUAUGUAGCUUGUUAAAUUUUGCAAUGCUUUAUGCUUAAUAAUUUUCCAAAACUUUCUUUAUAAAUGUAAAUGUCUACUCAAAGGUUUGUACUUAUUUAAAAUAUAUUUAAAGCCAGAACUAUAGCUUCCCUUGCAAAUAAAAUAUAAUUUAAUAUAAUUAAAUGUAAAAGCAUGUAAGAUAAGCCAAAGAAGUUUUAAGUAAAAUUUAAUAAUAAAAAAACAAAAUACAAAAAAGCAAAAUAUGUAAAUACAUUUAAUAAGGAAUAUUAAAUUAAAAGUACAGUACAGCAUAAAAGUGGCAACGCAUUUCGCAGAGUUAAGUUUAUUAAAUUUACCUAAAAGAAUUCUAAAAAUUCUCAAAACUGUGAAACACGCAACUUUACAAAUUGUAAGAAAAUAUAUUUUUUGUUUUGGUAUACCAAAUACGUAUUGCAAAAGUACCGUUAAUUACUUCCAUAUGCUUUGGCGUGAAUUAAAAAUUGAGUUGACACAGAAUGAGUGAAAUUUUGAGAGUGUAAACAAAUUUGAGAUCUACUGUGUCUCACAUUUUUUUCUUAAUUAUUCGUGA
Molecule: messenger RNA, 4384 nt
Organism: Bactrocera oleae (olive fruit fly)
Lineage: Eukaryota; Metazoa; Arthropoda; Insecta; Diptera; Tephritidae
Gene: slbo
Product: slow border cells
Biological process (GO): DNA-templated transcription; regulation of transcription by RNA polymerase II
Molecular function (GO): DNA-binding transcription factor activity, RNA polymerase II-specific; RNA polymerase II cis-regulatory region sequence-specific DNA binding
Source: RefSeq, a predicted model, not a curated record